Molecule: messenger RNA, 1158 nt
Organism: Eutrema salsugineum
Lineage: Eukaryota; Viridiplantae; Streptophyta; Magnoliopsida; Brassicales; Brassicaceae
Product: flavonol synthase/flavanone 3-hydroxylase
Exons: 3
Coding region: 44-964 (306 amino acids)
Biological process (GO): response to light stimulus
Molecular function (GO): flavonol synthase activity
Source: RefSeq, a predicted model, not a curated record
AGAACCCCACGUACGUCCCCUUGUACAGUAUUACUCUGUGAACAUGCUGGUUGAGAGAGACCAGGACGUACCGUCUUUACACAUACCCGUUGUUGACCUAAGCUGCCCCGAUCAAGAGCUGGUGGCGCGUGAGGUGGUCAAGGCGAGCCAAGAGUGGGGAGUUUUUCAGGUGGUCAAUCACGUGAUCCCCACGGAGCUCAUACAACGUUUGCAAGAUGUCGGGAGGCAGUUCUUUGAGCUCCCUGAAGCCGACAAGGAAGCCGUGGCUAAACCAGCCGACUCACGUCAAGGAUACGCAAGGAGGUACGAGUUUGAUCUACAAAGCAGAAAAGGUACGGUCGAUCAACUCUUUCACAAUAUCUGGCCACCUUCGUCCGUCGAUUACACAUACUGGCCUAAGAAUCCUCUAAACUACAGGGAAGUGAACGAGGAGUACACAAGGAAGUUGAAGAUGUUAUCAGAGAAGAUUAUGGAGUGGUUAUCAGAAGGGUUAGGGCUACGGCGUGAGGCUAUUAAGGAAGUUAUCUCCGGUGAGUAUAUGAUGAAUAUCAACUACUAUCCUCCGUGUCCAUUUUCCGAUUUGAUCGAGGGAUUGGAUCCACACACCGAUGUUAGUGGGCUCACACUUCUCCUAACCAAUGAGAUUCCCGGACUUCAAGUGUUCAAAGACGGUCACUGGAUCGACCUCGACUAUAUACCAUCCGCUGUUAUAGUCCUCAUCGGCGAUCAGAUCCUAAGACUGAGCAACGGAAGGUACAAAAACGUGUUGCAUAAAACGACAGUGGAUAAGGAGAAAACAAGAAUGUCUUGGCCGGUUCUGGUGAGGCCUACCUCCGAUACGGUCAUCGGACCUUUGCCGGAGCUUACGGGCCACGACCAUCCUCCCAAGUUUAGGCCCAUCGUCUACAAGGACUACAUUUACCGCAAAGUCCGCAACUUACCCUUCUUCGAUUUCGACUCAUAAUUGACGUCGACGACUUCCAGAAUUUGCAUGUCUUUUAUCCAUAAGAAAGUAGUUGUUGUAUUUAACUAUUUAUGCAUAAUUUACUUAGAUACUACAAGUAUAAUAUUUAAGCAGAUUUUGUCUGUAAAGUAAAAGUGGUUACACUCAUUUGUACGGGUUAAUUUGGUCAUUAAUUAUGAGUGUAAUUUUGUUAU